This is a messenger RNA of Symbiodinium necroappetens, 201 nucleotides long. The record is from the annotation of a GenBank genome assembly. Lineage: Eukaryota; Dinophyceae; Suessiales; Symbiodiniaceae.
AUGUGCGAUGCUUGCGCUGUGGAUGUUUCCCGACACUGUGCCACGGAGACUCAGAGGCGAACUCCUAGCCGUGAUGGGGAGCCAUCGAAUGCCUACGUCUGGAACAUGCUGAUUGAUCGCGAGAAAGACCGCAACUUCUCAGAAGCGGAUAGGAUCCGCGAUGAUCUGCGCGACCGAGGCGCGCAGAGCGCCGACGGCUGA